Molecule: messenger RNA, 507 nt
Organism: Nerophis lumbriciformis (worm pipefish)
Lineage: Eukaryota; Metazoa; Chordata; Actinopteri; Syngnathiformes; Syngnathidae
Source: RefSeq, a predicted model, not a curated record
AUGCAGCUUCUGUGCGAGGUGACCAGUCAACUCUUGAUCAGCGACGCUCGGUCGGCCUGUGCCAGCGAGCUGCUCCGGCAGGAGGCGGUCACGCUGUGCGUCAACGUGACCCGGCGCCAGCCCUUACCCGAGGCGCCGAUCGCCGGCCUACGCGUGGCCGUGAGCGACCGCCCCGACGAGGACCUCUACCUGCAUUUGGAGGCCUGCGUCGACACCAUCCGCGCCGAGGUCCGAAACGGCGGCCGCUGCCUGGUCUACUGCAAGAACGGACGAAGCCGCUCGGCCGCCGUCUGCGCCGCGUACCUCAUGAAGCAUCGCCGGUUACCGUUGGCCGACGCGCUCCAGAAAGUGAAGGCCGCCCGCCCCGUGAUCGCUCCCAAUGCCGGUUUCUUGGAACAGCUGCAGCGAUACGAAGACGAUCUAAGGAAAAGGCUACAUUCACCAUCGCCCCACAGAAGAACCACACCUGACGGGCCCACCUCUGCUCUGCAAAAUUCAUUGAGUUGA